This is a messenger RNA of Brassica oleracea var. oleracea, 1079 nucleotides long. Its product is annotated as B-box zinc finger protein 25-like. Gene Ontology annotation, cellular component: nucleus. The record is from RefSeq and is a predicted model, not a curated record. The coding region runs from base 169 to 894 and encodes 241 amino acids. NCBI's taxonomy places the organism in Eukaryota, Viridiplantae, Streptophyta, Magnoliopsida, Brassicales, Brassicaceae. Gene Ontology annotation, molecular function: zinc ion binding. The transcript is spliced from 3 exons. Gene Ontology annotation, biological process: regulation of DNA-templated transcription; photomorphogenesis.
AAACCUCCUUAUCUUAUUCUCUUCCCACCAAUCACUCCCUCAACUUGAACACUAACCAAAACUGUUUCUCUUUCUUUGCUCUCAAGUUUCGUCUCCAUUUGUCUAAGGGAAGAAACACAAAAGGCAGAGAGAGCUUCCUUUCUUUUGUAAGUUCCUCUGAUUUUCAAGAUGAAGAUACAGUGUGAUGUAUGUGAGAAAGCUCCUGCUACACUGAUAUGUUGUGCCGAUGAGGCUGCUUUGUGCGCUAGUUGCGACGUUGAGGUUCACGCAGCCAAUAAGCUCGCUAGCAAACACCAGCGCCUCUUUCUUGAUUCUCUCUCCACCAAGUUCCCUCCAUGCGACAUCUGCCUUGAGAAGGCAGCUUUCAUAUUCUGUGUUGAGGAUAGAGCUCUUCUCUGUAGAGACUGCGAUGAGGCCACCCAUGCGCCUAACACUCGCUCUGCUAAUCACCAGAGGUUCUUGGCUACUGGAAUCCGAGUCGCUCUGAGUUCCACUAGUUGCAGUCAAGAAGUGGAGAUGAAUCAUUUCGACCCACCUAACCAGCAGAUACUCUCUAAACCAACAAUUCAACAGUCUGCUGCUCCAUCUCCUCCAUGGGCUGGCGAUGAGUUCUUCCGUUAUUCUGAUCUUGAGUGCAGUAAUAAGAAAGAGCCGCUUGAUCUUGGUGAGCUGGACUGGCUGGCAGAGAUGGGUUUCUUUGGGGACCAGCCUGAUCAAGAAGCUCUACCGGCAGCUGAAGUUCCUGAGCUCUCGGUUUCACAUUUGCCUCAUGUUCAUUCCUACAAUAGACCCAUGAAGUCCAAUGUUUCCAACAAGAAGCCCAGGCUUGAGAUUCGGUAUGAUGAUGAUGAUGAUGAUGAUGAACAGCACUUCCUUGUCCCUGACAUAGGCUAAAGUCUUGAUGAAACUAGAUAAUAUAUAGCAUUUGCUUCGCAUAUGUACCUACACACACUCAUCUUUUGCCUUUGCCUUGCUUUCUCUGUGAUCUGAUUCAAACCAGUAAUAUAUGUAUCGGCAUGUUAGUCUUAAACUUUGAAAAAACUGUUCUUAUUAUUAGCAAGGGAUGCCUUGAACUUAAA